Salvelinus namaycush (lake trout) is the source of this 4416-nucleotide messenger RNA. RefSeq names its product SUMO interacting motifs containing 1 (gene simc1). The transcript has 9 exons. The coding region runs from base 1430 to 4288 and encodes 952 amino acids. Lineage: Eukaryota; Metazoa; Chordata; Actinopteri; Salmoniformes; Salmonidae. The record is from RefSeq and is a predicted model, not a curated record.
AGACUGGUGGGGUUUGGGCGUGCAGGUGGCUCGGGCUGGCUGGGCGGUCUGGCUGAAAUUUGAUAUAAAGGAUGUCUUGAUAAGUCUUUGUAAUACAUUUUUUAAAGAGUCAUUAGGCUAUUGGUUAAAGGUGCAACUCAAUAUUGAUUAUUGAAUUAUCUUUUAUCUAGUUCAGUCUUAUCAAUCACUUAAACAUAUUUAAUAAUGUUCUCUUACUUAAGCUUGGUGACUGUGGGCAUUUUUGCUUACUUUUUGUUAUUCUAAAUAGAGACGGCUAGAAGGGCCAUGCGUCAUAUUAUAUAGAUUGUGUAGAAAUGCAGGAAAUUAGUUUUAGAUGCCAAAACUAAUUCUGGAGGAAGACUCAAAGACCCCCGCACCAGGUUACCAGGUCACAGUUAAUUACAGCUGUUUCCCCCCUCUGGCACAGCAUGGUUUGUGCCCUUAUGGCCCAAGGCUUUGAAGGUCACUGAUAAUUGGGCUCUUUUAUAAUGUUCGUCAUGGGCUGUCAAGCGUCAGAAGUAAAUCCCAGGGACCAGGGAGGAGAGGGCAGUGCGUCACAUGUCACAAUGUUUUGUUUUCAGUGGAAUAGCUCUCUUGUAGUCUCCAUAACCCUGGAGUCACAGUAACUGCACAGCUGUCUCAUACACACACACACAUUUACAUAACUGGCUUUUACUUAACAUAAUUUGUGGUGCAUUAUAUAUAUAUUUUUUAACAUAAUAUUGCAGGGAAUUUCCCUACACAAACAUGCAUUACAGAAAAACUCAGUCUUGUGGCCGGGCACAGAAUAUGUAAGGUCUCCUCUUUGCGCUCCUUCUACUUAACUAGUUUAUGACCAUCCCUAGUUAAAUAAAAAUACAAUAAAAAUACAAAUUCAUGACCUGCAUCUCCCUCUACUGGUAGGUGUAGGGUCAGUUAAACUGCGGUAGAGCUUCCUCCAGUAUGAUCCAGCUCAAAACAAGGAAAUGGAACAUGUAAGCUAGCUAGAUGCGAUUUCAAUCACCGUUACACUUUGUAAUUAGAAUUAGCUAGUUAUGGUAAAGAAACUUGAGUAGGCGUGACAUCUCUGUUAUUUAGAAACUGAUAUUAUCAAAAUAAUUUUAAUAAGUAACGUACACAGCGGCGGCAGGUGUCACAAACGGAAGAAGUCCAUGUAACGUUAGCUAAAGUAUCGCGUGACCGCAAAAACGAAAAAGUUUACGGAUUUGCUUUGUUCUGUGGCUACUUGAUAAAUAUUGUGACUCUUUUUGGAUCAUCUCUUUAUUUACGGCAUCGAUUUCAUAAAAUGGAUAUAAUUUGCUCGCUGUAUUUUAGUUACGUUAGAUAGCUAUCGUACCAUCAGACUCAUGAGUGCUUCCCGCUGGUUCGCUGGCUAACUAGCUAGCUAGGUGCUAGCUAAAUGGCUAGCUAAUUUGAGAAGUUCACAGAGAUGGAUGAUAUAAUUUCGCUCAGCUCGGGGAGCGGAGAGGACUCGGAUGUUGAAGUUGUUGGCGUUUACAGUGACACCGAGAACAAGGCCGAAGCAAUACCUUUUAUCAGAGGAGGAUGGGUCAAUCUGGCUGCCUACACACCGUUUGUGAUUGACAUUACUGGUCGGAGGUGGGCACUACCACCACCAAGGAGGCGCAGGAGGAGGGACCCAGGUGGGCCUGUAGAAGUGGUGGACUUGAGUGACAACAACCUCUCGGAUCACUCAGAUCCAGGGCCGGUGAGUCCACUACCUCAGGGAGAGAAAAAGACUGAGGGACUUUCAAAACACAAAGGACCACACACCAAAAGUCCAGAUUCUCUGUCCCGCUCCCCAACUGAACAAGAGUUGGAGAACAAAGCUGUUUUAAAAGCAGAAGAACGUGACAUCCUUGAGUCCAAUCAGAGUUCUCUCAGGGAUUCAUCUUCAACUGGACCACCAGAUGUCAAGAACGCUGUGAAAUGCUCAGACGUAGACAUUCCAAAAUGUCCGGUCAAAUCACCAAGUGUGCCUAAAUCUGAACCGCCAGCAGAGAAGGCAAAAGCCUCAGUGUCUUCCUCUUACCAGAUAACUUGGGAGUCACAACAGUGCUUGGGUAUAACUUCUCAACCACUGUGUGAAGGGAAAGAAGAGACAGAAUGCCUCAAGGCCAAGACCCAAACCUCAAUAACCAUUCCAAAUGAAGCUCCGACAAGCUGCACUGGAAAAGUAGAAAAGCAUGCAUUGGAAGAGCAAGAAAUAGAGUCUAUGUUUACAACGUAUACACCUCUUCUGACAGAGGAAAGGGAAGAACCAGGGUCUCCACAAUCAUUACUCUAUGCUACUCUCUCCCUCUCCCCCCAAAGCCUAGACAGCCCCUAUUACGUCCCUGAUGAUACAGACCCAGACCAUUUCAGGUUCUCAGAGGAUUGGGGUGUACAUGAAACUCGGCACAACGACACCUGUUAUUCCCCUACACACAUCCCCUUUGAGAGCUCUCUCUCUCCACCUCUACCUGAUGAUCAGACAGUGUGUCUCAACCAGAGUCUUAAACAGGAUCCAGUCUACCCCUAUAGCUCCCCUACCAAUGGCACAGGAUCAGUGCUGUUGGAGGAAAUAAAUCAACUUCAGGGCUUAAACCGCACCAUCUCCAGUCCCUGCUCUCCUUCCAUAGAACCAGACCAGCAGGCUCCCCAGAAUUCCCAGCUAACCACCGGCUCCAACUCCCCUGGCUCCUGCAUGGGAGGAACUCAUAGCAAUAAUGAGAGCCAGCCCAACCGGACCCCCAGCCUUACGUCCACAGUCAUCCUAGCUGGGGAGUCCCCAGACUGGCCUGUGGAUGAGACUGAUGCGGAUCUGGUUAUGGAUAGCCCCCUGUACAUGUGUAGUAGUAUCCCUAGUGACCCUCCCAUGUCGCUGCGGUCUGAGGACAUGGAUGUGGAGGCAGGGCCCAGAUCUCCUGAGGCCAGCCAGCCUGGUUUGGGGGCUGAGGGCUUGAUGACUACUGCAUGGAGGGAUGGCAAUGAAGGAGAGGAGAUGGGUGGAGAGAGGGUUGGUGGUGAGAAUGACAUGGAGGUCAGCAGAGAGGACAGACGCUAUGUGUGUCCAAUCCAGCUCAGGAAACUGAGGCAGCUGAUGGCUGGACCAGUUCAGCACCUGGAGGAUGAGGAAGAGGAGGACGAUGGUUUUGGUGACCCAGAGCCUCUGUGCAGACAGAGCCUGAGCCUGGUGUACAGCACCAUGGAGGAGAACUACCCAGAGGGCACCCUGCAGCUGCUGUCUGACCUGCUGCAGCCCCGCUUCUUCCCCCCCAUCGACAUCACCACCCACCUCCUCAGAGGCAUCCUGCUGGACCCCCAGUGUCCCGACUUUCUCUGUCUGGAGGCCUACACUCUCCUCAUGAGGACCCAGAGGCACAAUCACACCGAUCAGACCACUAUCCCAUGGGACUGGGAGCUGUUGACGUCAGUCAUGGCUGCUGAACAGAGCCGUGGCAGGAGGCUCUGCUGUGAGGUGGUGCGUAUGCUGCUGCAGUACGUCGUCCAGACCAUGGAGGAUGACUUCCGGGUCAAACUCUCCUUCCGUGAUCUCCACCAUUCCAUCGCCAAGGCAACCCUGUCAUGUGAUGUACGGUUCACCCAGGUCAGAGAUGUUAUCAAUUGGCUCUUUGCUGCUAUUGUGAAAUCAACAGGGGACAAAGGCAACAUGUCUGCUAACAUUGAGGUGAAAACACAGAAGGAAAAAGAUGAACAUCUAAAAAUGGUGUUCCUCCUCCAGAAGAUGCUGUCCUUUGCCUUGGAGGUGGAUCGCUCCCCGGCUCUCAACUCCAGCAAACUCUCUGGGGAACUCUUCCACACGCUCAUCAGCACUGUCUGUCUGAGACAACACAGGAUGCUGAUGCUGGAGACCCUGGAGAGCAGACUACUGAGAUGUAAGCUGAUAGAGCACCUGCUGCACCAUGCAAGUCCACAGAAGACCCCUCUGCCCAUGUCUCUGAGUCUGCUGCUACACUUCCUACACAACGCCACCCUCCCACCUGACCCUACAGAUGGAGCUGAGAGCUGGAAGAAGUGGGAGGAGUUGGUCCAACUACUAUGGAUGUUGUUGCUGAGCUAUGAGGAAGUGAUGAAAGGUCACCUGCGCUCUGCCGUCACCGAGCGAGGGGGCUACGGUCGCGCUCCAAUCCAGACAGUGAAUGAUUCUUUGUCGCGGUUGGCGGUCCAGGAGGCUAUAGAGACCUUCCUGUCCAGAGCCCAGGCUGACCUGGGCCAAGACCUGCCUCCACACAUCCACGAGUCCCUCACCUACCUGCAGGAUCAUCUGCUGGCCUCCUCUCAUUGACGAUAAUCUCAGCGCUUUGGUUCAAGCGGCUGUUGAUUGAUUUCUAUUUAUUUUUGUAAUGAUUCAUUCAGUUUUCAAAUUUUUCCCCCAAUGAAUUGUUUUAAAUAAAUAUUUAUUAUUUUUUUUAA